CUGGACUUUCUAACACCUUAAUUCUGUCGAGAUGUGCGUGAUGGAUGUCAUAAUGAUCUUGAAAUAGUACUCCUGUGAGAAGGUUUAUUUUAUCGGACGGGAGUGUACUGCACUGGUCGUGCCUCGAGCAUCUCGCUAGCAGUAUGUACGGAUCUACACUCUGGUCUUUGGUGUGGAUAAGUAUCAUAGGCUAUACCCUGCCCGAGGAGGUAAAGCGGUCUAUGUAUGGAGAAUGUGUGAAGACUUGUGGAUUUGCCCCUCCAAUCCGGGCCCUGUACAUGGACCGACACUGUAUACGGGGUAACGAUAAAUGUUUGUACUGUAAGUACUACGGGUGUCCGGUAGUGGAGUGCUUUUCUAAGGGCAAGAAAGUGGUUCCAAACAUCACCCCAGACGGCCGAUGUAUGACCUGCGAAGAUCAAUGUGUGUACGCCUCUGAAAUUUACAAGAAGGGAGACAAAUUUAUGGCCGCUGAUGACCUGAACACGUGUCGCUGUCUGAAGAAAGGUCGUGUACUUUGUACCAUGAAGAAGAAAAAGCCAUCGCUUAGUGGAUACUGUGAUAUCUAGGUGGAAGGCGACCAUUCUACAAACGGAUUGUUUAUGCUCAACAGGUUUCUUUGUUUUAGUAAUAGGUUCCUGUGAUAAAAGUUGAUGUAAGAACGAACAGGAUAGUGCUAAAGUAGUGCAAGUGUUUGUAGAACAGUUUUUGAAAUGGAUCUUACACUCUGCAUAAGUCAUUAAAUGUUGUUUUUACUGCAACAUUUAUGCUUUUUCCAGUAAUGCACAAGUUAAGGGGUUUUUACUAUUGUAUUUCUGAUUGAAUGAAAUAAAUUUCCGUUUUCAUUUGU
Messenger RNA from Pecten maximus, 850 nucleotides. RefSeq lists its product as uncharacterized. Lineage: Eukaryota; Metazoa; Mollusca; Bivalvia; Pectinida; Pectinidae. The record is from RefSeq and is a predicted model, not a curated record. Bases 144 to 569 code for a protein of 141 amino acids. The transcript is spliced from 4 exons.